Messenger RNA from Westerdykella ornata, 2434 nucleotides. RefSeq lists its product as uncharacterized. NCBI's taxonomy places the organism in Eukaryota, Fungi, Ascomycota, Dothideomycetes, Pleosporales, Sporormiaceae. The transcript has 2 exons. The record is from RefSeq and is a predicted model, not a curated record. Gene Ontology annotation, molecular function: microtubule binding. Gene Ontology annotation, biological process: spindle assembly. Gene Ontology annotation, cellular component: mitotic spindle microtubule; HAUS complex. Bases 70 to 2418 code for a protein of 782 amino acids.
CAGGUCUACAAAACCAACCAGUACGUGGGACACAGCGCUAACGGGAGCCUUGCUGCUGGGGAGACUGCCAUGUCUCGCCCCCUCUCCCAAACAACCGCUAGUGCUAACAAUGCGGCCGGCGGUCUGACUCGGAGCCUCUCAACCAAAACAAAUACCAGCACGCGCACGUCUGAUAUCAGAUUAUACGUUACCAAUCUGCGAUUACUCGACUUAGAUUUACGCCCAGACUGGCCUGGGAUAACUGUACAAACAUUCUCAUCCAAGAAUGCGGACCAGAAGCAGAGAAUUGGCGGUGUGGAAUGGUCCCUGUUCAGGUUGUUCGAGAUAUGGGACCCCCACGAGACCAGCCAGAAACUUCAACCCUUCUUUCCGCCCCUGGAGCCUCUCCAGUCCCUGAAUCUCCGCGCCGCGCUCUACCGAUGCCUCAACGACCUGAAGAAGAACGGGGUCCUGGGCCGAGAGACUGUGCUCAGGAAGACCAUGCUAGAUGAGUGUAAAGGGGAGAAGUUCUUCGAGCUCCUUGCCGUCUUCUCCAAUGUGGUGCUUAAGAAGGUUAUAUCCGAGCGAGACGUUGGCAGGAGGACCGUACCUAUUUCCAGAGAUCUUGCCAUGGCCUCGACUCUCCCGGCUCGAGAUCAAGCCUCCUUCAUACCGCUAGCAAUUGCCCACAAAGCCGCGUUGAUGCAAGUGCUGAACAGGAAGGAAGAGAAAAGGCGAAGAUUCAAGGACUUCGAGAACCUAUUGGAUAAAAACGCUGCGGCCAUAGAAAAGCGGGUGGCAGAGCGCAAGACGACGGCAGUCUGCGCUGGCCGUGAGAUAUCAGAGAAGGAUUUUAGGACCAUGAAGAAACAGCUCAAGGACAACUGGGUUGGAGAUCAGAAGUGGAUUGAUGCGAUGCUGCACGGUGACAGCAGUGCCGCAGAGGACGUCUUCUUGGGGAUGCAUUUCAAUGAUGUCUGGCCCAUGGUUGAACAGGGCUGUAAAUUGGAAGAAACCGCCCCUGCAAUUGGACUGCUGGAAAGUCUGCAAUCUAUGGUUCAGGAACAACAGGCUAGGUUGAAGAAGUGGAAGGAUUUCCACCAAAACAUGAGACGGCGCGUGGAUGUCAAGGCGCAGAAGAAAACACCAAAUCAGGGUGUGACUUCUGGCAUCAAACUCGACAGUCAUCUGGGUUUGCAACUACAGUCAGCGGAACCUCGGGAGAAAAACGAAAGCAAAGGUGAACGACUCCAAUCCCAAUACCAGGAGAUUAUAACGGCAAUGGAUAGCGGGCUCUCACACAUCUCAAAAGCAAGAUACAACCGCCCCUUUUUGCCGAUGCUUUCCCGAAGGCGGCCGUCGACAGAGGAUACUCGGACAGACGUUCCUCAGCGGAAGUUGAAACCGCCAUUGGUUCCUAACGACUCGCAUGUUGAGCCCUUGAAGCAAAACCGGGCGUAUCCUCCACCAUUAUUACAGCCCAAGGCACGACAAAAGAUGCAUGCACCUUGUGAUAACUCCCAUAGCUACCCACCGGGUUCUGACACCACCCUGGUUGGUCAUCCCUCAACUAAUUUGAGUAAUGAUUCCGAUGGUCCGAAACCUGUUGAAGAAUCUCUGCCGGGAAGUCCUCAUAGCACUCCUUCAGCGUCGCCCGCGCACUUUCCCACCAGUUCCCAACCAGCUGAUGAAUGGCCUUCUGAGCCACCACGCAUAGAGGAGCCCCCUAUAAAUGAUGAGGACGACCUGGCCGAACGCAUCAUCUCGUCAAUUGGGGAUGCAACGCCAUCGCCUGUUAAACGACAACCACGUCCUUCCCUCCUGGAACGGACGCAGAUGUCCAUGGCUCGCAAUGCCGGUCUUCCAUCUAUUGCCGAUACUCCUUCCUCUGAGUUGCCCAAGCUUCCCGAGCUAUCUGCUCAGUUGACAGCACCCACGCACAGUGAAAGCUCGCUUCUGGAACGCACUCGUCAUAGUAUGGCGGCCAUGUCCCAGGCCCAACGAACUACGCAGUCGACGAAGGAAAACCGCAAAAGCCGUUCACGCCAGUCUUUAUACCCAGUUAAUCAGUUCGACACGCCAAGGUCCCGGAAAUCUUUCCAAGCGAUUGAGGAGGCCAAAUCAGGCGACACUACGCCGAAAGAAGUGCUGUUUUCGGAUGACGUUGACUAUGAACAUGUUUUCAAGAGUAGACCUAGGGUUGCUCAGAGUCCGAUUUUCACUCCUCUCCAAACUGCAGAUGACCAGACCAAGAGUGAUUCGGGCGAGAACUAUGUUCUUUCGCUUGAUGAAGAUGACGGGUAUGAUGAGGGCGUCACCGGUGUGGAUCUCGCUGAUGUAGACGCUGAAGGUGAGAGAGGGUAUCAUCACGCUUGGGACAAUAGCCCUCUGCGACAUGCUGGUGGAGGGGCAAAAGCGAGAGAAUUGCUGUUUAGAUGAGGGCUCUAAUUCUGGU